CCGUCGUCAAAACAGUAAAAAACGAAAAAGAAAAGGGGGCGGAAGAAAACCCAAAGGAGUCGGUCUCUGAUUAUUCUUUGUUCUCGCCUUUCCCUGUAGUGGUGAGGGCGAAACCCUCGCGAUCGACCGAUCUCGACAACGAUCUCGCCCUUGGGAGAGCUGCUCGAUCGGAGGGGUAGCUCGCGGCCGCGAUCGGAUUUCCGGUCGCGGUGAGGUGGAGCGGGCGAUUGAAUUGAUCGGUUGGUGGUCGAGGUCUCGGGUUUGGAUCCGACGGGGGGAGCAGCGUUGGCUGCCGGUGGCAGCGCCGGCGGAUGGCGUUGUUCAGGAGGCUCUUCUACCGGAAGCCGCCGGAUCGGCUGUUGGAGAUUUCGGAAAGAGUCUAUGUGUUCGACUGCUGCUUCUCAACGGAAACUCUUGGUGAAGAUGCCUACAAGGUCUACAUGAAUGGCAUAGUCUCUCAACUGCAGGAUUAUUUUCCAGAUGCCUCCUUCAUGGUAUUUAAUUUUAGAGAGGGGGAUCAAAGGAGCCAAAUUUCAGAUAUUUUAACUGAGUAUGGUAUGACGGUCAUGGACUAUCCCCUACAGUAUGAAGGAUGUCCUUUGCUUCCUUUGGAGAUGAUCCACCACUUCUUGAAGUCGAGUGAGAGCUGGCUGUCAUUGGAAGGGCAACAAAAUGUGUUGUUGAUGCACUGUGAGAGAGGAGGCUGGCCCAUGCUAGCCUUCAUGCUUGCUGGCUUACUUCUUUAUAGAAAACAGUACACUGGUGAGCAAAAGACCCUUGAAAUGGUGUAUAAACAAGCCCCUAAGGAGCUACUCCAUGUUUUGUCGCCCUUAAACCCACAACCAUCUCACCAAAGAUAUCUUCAGUACAUAUCUAGAGGAGGAAAUGCACCAGAAUGGCCUCCAAAAGAUAUGCCCCUAAUUUUGAAUCGCUUGAUUCUUAGGGUCAUACCUAAUUUUGAUGGAGAAGGAGGUUGCAGGCCGAUGAUUCGCAUUUAUGGUCAAGACCCAUUGGUUCCCAAUAGUAGGAACGCGAAGAUUCUUUUUGCAACACCUAAGACCAAGAAGCAUGUUCGGCACUACAAACAGGCGGAGGCUGCACCAGUAAAAUUAAAUACUCGUUGUCGUGUGCAAGGAGAUGUAGUUGUUGAAUGCAUCAAUCUGGAUAAAGAUCUGGAACAUGAGGAGAUAAUGUUCAGGGUUAUGUUCAAUACAGCCUUUAUCCAAUCUAAUAUUCUGAUGCUGUCUCGUGAGGAAAUUGACGUUGUGUGGAAUACGAAGGUUCAUUUUUCUAGAGAUUUCAAAGCUGAGGUAAUAUUUUCAGAAUUUGAUGCUUUUGAAUCUGAUUCAAGCACGGAAUCGCUGAUUGAAGAUGGUGAUGAAACAGAAGGUGCUUUCACGGAGACAGAGGAGUUUUUUGAGGCUGAAGAGAUAUUUACCAAUGCUGACUGGCAAAAUGUGAAUCGAGAUACUGAAGCUACUACAUUUAGAAAUGCAACAUCCGUUGAUGAUGGGAGUUCAAUAGUGGAAAUCUGUAAUUUGACUGGUGAAGCAAGGAGUAGGUUUGAGACAAGCAAAGCUGAAGAGGAUUCAGAGACAAGGGUUUCCCAAAAGUUGACAGAAACAGAUGGCAAAUAUAUCAUGAUAGAAACCUGUAACAUGCAUGGUCCAGCUAAGACUAGUUCUGAAUCUGACAAAUGUGAGCAUGAUGAUGAAUUUGUAAUGGUGAAAUCAGUCACUUCAGAAUGUAUGGUUCAGAUCGAAGAGAAGAAAAUGAUAGAAUGCAGCACAUUGCGACAGGACAAAAAAGGAACUGCUACUUCACUGGGUGAAGAAAACGAUCUAAUGAAGAUUAACAAUCUUAAGCAGGAGACUGAGACUGUUACAGGUUUGGUGAAUAUGACACAUAAUUUUGUUGAUACAGAAGCUCCAGAUACAACUGAAAGAAAAUGGGAAAAUGGUGACUAUAAACAUGGCUCAGAGAACAUUUCUGAAACAAGAUCUAAUUCUAUUGGUGAAAUUCCCAGUCUGGCCAAACAUCUUCCUGAAAGAGAGACUGACAGUAGCACCUAUCAAGAUAAAGUCGAACAGUAUAGUGGAAGUGCACUGAGAAUUCCAGGUGUGACAGAAGAAACAAUGACCAAAUUUCCUCCCAUUGCUUGCAGUAGUACUGGCAAGAUUAUCAGCAAAGAGUCGACAUAUAUGGAUUACACAGUUACUUGUGAGGAGAAGAAUAUAGUAGAGGUCAGCAACUCUGAACAUGAAGUGAAGGAUAUUAUUGCACUUGAUGUUGAAGAGAAGAAUAUAGCUGAAACAUACAAUAUUGAGCAAGAUGCAUCAGGCCUGGCCUCUGAGAAGACAAUGACCUCAUGUACCAUGACUUGCAAGACACAAAUUUUGACUUCGACACAUGAUGCUGACAACAGACCUGAAAAAAUAAAGUCAAGGUUCAAUCAAGAGAAUAUUACUACCAGGAAAACUCUGCUUGACAAGGGUCACAAUCAAGGAAACCAGGGUCUAUCACAAGAAGUUAAAUUGGAGUGCAAAAGGGAGCCAGACAAAGUUGUUGCUCAAAGCAAGACACAGCCCAAAAUUCUCAAUCAGAAAUUUGGAAAUGGUGAAGAGAAGCAGACUCUAGAAAUAUCUUCGUAUACCAUGCCAGAGAAACCAUCAUCAGGCACAAAACGACCUGAUUCCCUAGUAUCUAAGACAAUGGUUAAACAGCAGGAAUCUGCAGCAGAUCAACAAAGCUCGAGACAGGCAAAGACAGUUGCUAGGUGGAUCUCACCAAGAAAAGACUCUGAUGCUACUUCAGUGCAUUUGCCUUCUCACCCUCCAUCCAGGUAUAACAGUGCACCAGCUGCUCUAGCCAUUUCUGCGGCUUAUCAAGGUUAUAUAAGUGGUAAAGUUGCAGUGGUGUCUGAAACUCCAGCUUGUGCAGAUAAAGCUGCAUCUUCCCUGCAGUUGUCAGUUCAAUCUUCUAUAUGUCAUGUGUUAUCUCCAAUUGAGGAAGCACCUCUAUCUGCUUUGGUGGUACCUCCACCUGCUUGUGGCGAGCAUUCAACCCCUCCUAAGUUGCAAGCUCAUAAUACCCGCACCCCACCCCCACCCCCACCCCCACCUCCACCCCUUUCUAUUAGUACUCCAACAAGUUCAUAUUUUGCUAAUGGCCAUUUUAACCCUCCUCCUCCACCACCACCACCACCACCGUUGAAGAUCGGAGGAGCUAAAGGCACAUCUGCUUACUCCACACAUCAUUUAUUACUACCGACCCCGCCAGCCCCACCACCACCACCACCACCACCACCACCUUCCUCAUCUGGAGUCUUAUAUAGUUCAUUUCUGCAGUCUUCCCAAACUUCAGCUUCACAAACCAAAGCCACUGUAAAGGCUCUUCCACCACCUCCUCCACCUCCGCCACCACCUCCUCCACGCAAUAAAAUUGACUUAUAUGCAUCACCUUCCUCACCUCCAUCCAUCCCACCACCAUCUUUGCCCUCAGGAGCAUCAAGUAGAGGUCCCCCUCCACCGCCUCCUCUUCCUCCACGGCUCGAAGGUUUAGUGUCUAAACCACCACCACCACCUCCUCCUCCUCCUCCUGUACUUGGUCCAUGUAGUGGUGCUCCUCCUCCACCACCUCCACCACCGCAUCUUGGCCCACGUAGUGGUGCUCCUCCUCCACCACCUCCGCCAGGUCCUCCACCUCCUCCUGGCUCACGAGUCAGUGCCCCACCACCACCCCCUCCUCCAGUUCUACGUGGUGGUGCCCCUCCUCCACCGCCUCCUCCUGGCUCACGAGGUAAUGUCCCACUUCCACCCCCUCCUCCAGGUCCACGUGGUAGUGCUCCUCCUCCACCCCCUCCUCCAGGUCCACGUGGUAGUGCUCCUCCUCCACCCCCUCCUCCAGGUCCACGUGGUAGUGCCCCUCCGCCACCGCCUCCUCCUGGAGGACGUACACCUCCUCCACCGCCUCCUCCUGGAGCACGUACACCUCUGCCACCAGCCCCACCUAGAGCACCUGGUGCUCCACCACCUCCUCCAUCCAGUUCUCAAGCUGAUGCUAGAGGAUUAUCGCCAAAUGGGGCAAGAGGACGUGGACUUACACGUUCUGCAGCCUUAAAUUCAUCAAAUUUGGCACCGCGUAGGUCAUUGUUGAAGCCGCUGCAUUGGGUGAAAGUAACAAGAGCUGUUCAAGGAAGCUUAUGGGCUGAACUACAGAGAUCUGGUGAUGCUUUAAGUGCUUCAGAAUUUGAUGUGUCAGAACUUGAAAGCCUCUUCUCUGCAGUGGUCCCUAAAAAAGAUGAUAGCUCUAAAUCUGACGGGCGUCGCAAAUCUCUUGGAUCAAAAUCCGAUAAAGUUCACUUAAUUGAAUUAAGGCGCGCCAACAAUACUGAAAUCAUGCUGACAAAGGUCAAGAUGCCACUUCCUGAUUUGAUGAGUGCUGCUUUAGCAUUGGAUGAUUCCAUUUUAGAUGUUGACCAAGUAGAAAAUCUCAUUAAGUUUUGUCCAACCAAAGAGGAAAUGGAGCUUCUCAAGGGCUAUACUGGUGACAAGGAAAAACUUGGAAAGUGUGAGCAGUAUUUCUUGGAGUUGAUGAAAGUUCCGCGAGUGGAAUCUAAAUUAAGAGUUUUUUCUUUCAAGAUUCAGUUCGUCUCUCAGGUUUCUGAUCUUAGAAAGAGUCUGAACACCAUAGACUCUGCUUGUGAACAGAUUCGCAACUCUAUCAAAUUGAAAGAAAUCAUGAAGAAAAUUCUUUUCCUUGGUAAUACCUUAAAUCAAGGAACUGCAAGAGGCUCAGCAAUUGGCUUUCGUUUGGACAGUAUUCUUAAACUUACUGAUACUCGUGCUACUAAUAACAAAAUGACGCUUAUGCACUAUUUGUGCAAGGUGCUUGCUUUGAGAUCUCCACAUCUUCUGGAUUUUUAUGAGGACCUUACUAGCUUGGAAGCUGCAUCAAAGAUACAAUUAAAAUCCUUGGCCGAAGAAAUGCAAGCCAUUGUCAAGGGUCUGGAGAAGGUUGAAUUGGAGCUGAAUGCAUCUGAAAAGGAUGGCCCUGUCUCUGAAAUUUUCCGUAAAACCUUGAAGGAGUUUGUUGUUGUCGCUGGAGCUGAUGUGCAAUCACUAACGACACUCUAUAAAGAAGUGGGUAAAAAUGCUGAUGCCCUUGCCAUAUAUUUUGGUGAAGAUCCUGCACGUUGCCCUUUUGAACAAGUCAUCUCUACACUUUUGAACUUUGUCUUGAUGUUCCGACGGGCACAUCAGGAGAAUUGCAAGCAAGCUGAGCUUGAGAAGAAGAAAGCUGAGAAGGAGAGAGAGAUGGAAAAGUCUAAAGCUUCAACACCAAGUAGUAAAAAUGAUUCAAAGGAAACAAGCUUGAGCCAGCAGCUGCUGGAAGCAAAGACGAGAACCGAGAAUACAAACAGGCGUGAAAAAGAUGUUAGAUGAUAUCUAAUUUCCUCAUUUUGGCUUACAUCUCAUGUGCUACCUUCCUGGGGAUCUGUGCAUUACCACCACGCAAGAUCCCCGUCCAGAUUGGGAGAAGAUGGUGCUGCAACCAGGCACUGCUUCAAGCAUGAAAGACUCUGGUUCAAGCCUCGGACUGAAGUCGUGGUACUGAGUCACAAUAGUGAUUACUCCAUCGUGGUAAACUUGACCUCUAUGUCAUCCGCAAGCCUUCCAGCUUUUUGCUGAUCUUACAUGCCAACAGGUGACUUGGAGAUUAGAGGUCAGAUCGAUCAAUUACCCCUGACCGGUCAAGCAUCCCCAGAUUAUGUAUUCUAAUUCUUGUACAGACCUAACCCCUUGGUUCAUUUGAUUCCUUCUCCUUUUUUUUUUUUCUUUCGGUUUUUAACCCCCCACCCCCCCCCAUUUUUUCUUUUUGAGAACUUGUGUGAUUCUUGUUCCCACGCUUACCAUUUUCUCACUUGCAGUGGCUUGGGUACCGCCAGGCUUCAGAAAUUAUGAACUAGGUGUGUAAGAAGGGAUCUGAAAGUUAAUAUGUGUAGAGCCCAAUUUUAAUCAGAUUGGUUCUAAUGGAGCCCAGUUUUACUGACUAA
This is a messenger RNA of Musa acuminata subsp. malaccensis (wild Malaysian banana), 6055 nucleotides long. The record is from RefSeq and is a predicted model, not a curated record. Lineage: Eukaryota; Viridiplantae; Streptophyta; Magnoliopsida; Zingiberales; Musaceae.